Molecule: messenger RNA, 867 nt
Organism: Vespula vulgaris
Lineage: Eukaryota; Metazoa; Arthropoda; Insecta; Hymenoptera; Vespidae
Product: trypsin 5G1-like
Exons: 6
Coding region: 72-788 (238 amino acids)
Biological process (GO): proteolysis
Molecular function (GO): serine-type endopeptidase activity
Source: RefSeq, a predicted model, not a curated record
ACGACCAGUACGCAUGUUGGAUCGAAGAGAAACGGAACGGUACAGAGAGGAUUUUACGAAACGUAAAUAAAAUGAAUCUUCGAUCAGCGAAUAGAAUUGUUGGAGGUGCAUUUAUAAAUAUUACGUCAAUUCCAUUCAUGAUCUCGAUCAUGCUGAAAGGACAACACAUGUGUGGUGGUGGUAUUCUCGACGAAUUUUCGGUUGUAACAGCGGGACAUUGUGCCCAAGAAGUCGUCGGACGUAUACACGAUGUCCAAGUUCGUAGCGGAUCUUCUUACGAAGACGAAGGUGGUAUCAUUCAUAAUGUGACGAAAAUAACUGUACAUGAAAAUUAUAAUCCUGAUACAAACGAUUACGAUAUCGCGGUAUUAAAAGUGAAUCCACCUUUCAAGUAUGAUGAUAGUACACAGUCAUUAACAAUAGCGAAGAAUGAAUCGACUGACAGUGAUUUUGGCUUGAUAGCUGGUUGGGGAUAUUUCCUGGAUUUUGAUCCGGUUCUCUCGAGACAAUUACAAUUUGUUUUAUUACCAAAAGUACAGAGAGACGAAUGUGAAAAAGAUUAUGCAAAUGAACAAAAAAUAGUUCAGACUCAAGUAUGUUAUGGAUUUCGUAAUGGAGGAAAGGAUGCUUGUAAAGGUGAUUCAGGUGGACCAAUAGUCAACAUGGAUCAUGUUUUAAUCGGUGUAACAUCAUGGGGUGAUGGAUGUGCAGAAGCAGGUAAGCCAGGUGUUUAUACUGAUGCUAUUCUACUUCGUGAUUGGAUAAAGAAACAAAUUGAAAAGGAUUAAUACGAAAUUUGAUGAAAGUGAAAUAAAAUACUAUUAUCUAUGUCGAUGAUCUCAAAGAAUAUAUUUAUUGAUACACAUA